GCAUGUCAAUGAAAGUACGCCAUGUUGGUUACCAAAUUCAAACCUAAUUCAUUGCUUCAUGAAUCCCCGUUCGCUUCGUUUGUCGUGAAUGGGUUAUUUUAUUUCAAAAUGUUCAUUUUACUACCAAUACAUUUUAAUUCGAUCAGUCGUUAGCUCGAGAGUUUCAAAACAGUGAAAUAAGAGGGACUACAAAAUUAUUGAGGAUCUAUUGCUGUUCAUCUUUUCCGAGAUUUCCCACCGAUCUUUCAUAAUACCGUUUUAUUUUUGGCGGUGUUCAAAGAGGAUCUAACAAUUAUGUCCACAUAUUUAUAUCAGUUAGUUGCUGAUUUUAUAGUUUUUAAAUUAAUUGAUUCCUUUGCAAAGUCAGCUAUUCAUGACGCUACGAAUGAUAGUGAGAAGAGAAGAAUUUGGUUCUAUGAAUCUGGCUUUCUCGCUGCUGUGUCGUUCCCAAUCUACUUGUUGGAUCAUACUCCUUACUUGCUGUGGCUUCUCACUGUUUGCACCUUCCUUUUCACCCAGUUGAUUGGACAACUUCAUUUACUUUACUGGUGGAAUCUUCUUAAAACAAGAUGGGAUGAACACUUGCAACAUCAGGAAAGUUUACAGAGACUGCAAAAUAAUUCUACCAUUUCUGUUCCUUCAAUGCCAGCAUCACCUUCACCAGCUGUUACCAAUCGUGGAGUUUCUGGGAUUAGCCAACCUUAUUCUGGUCAUCAAAUGGUACCACAACAACCUUCAGUAAGCAACUAUGAUCAUCUGCUCCCAAACACUUCUGCAGUCAUUUCACAAUAUGGACAUAAAUCAAUGAACCUUAGUAGUCAGCAAGCUGCCUAUUUAGGACCUCACUAUUCUGAUAACCACUUUCUCCCUCAACAAAAACAUUUGUUCCUUCAUUCUAAUCAGUCCUGUGGCAGUCCUUCAGUAUAUUUUCCUGAAAAUAUAACUGUAUGUUCCAACACCAUUACUCAAAAUACUGUAGGGACACUCUGGCCUCACAAUAUGAGACGGCGACCUCUACGGCCCAGUGUCUUAAGAAGUGCGUCUCCAUUUCCUCUUGUUUCCACUUCUCAGCAUGACACCAAAACUGUAAGGGAAAUUUCAUUUAAAGACAAGCUGCUCUCUUCCUUUGGUUUUACACCAAAAAGUCCACCUGGUCUGGAAAAUGAUGGCCAGAAUUUGUGUUUUAUGAAUUGUAUUUUGCAAUGCUUAGCCAGAAGCCCGCACUUGGUUAGUCAACUGUUGAUGGUUAACAUAGAGACUAUUCCAAAUGUAAAUAAGGAAGAAAAGCAGUUUCUUUCUGAAUUUAUCAAAAUAUUAAAUAAAUGCUCUGCUGAAUCACAGACAAGAAUGUCUGUAUUGGACACAGAGCCUUUAAAAUUAGCCUCUCAAAUGAUGAAGUGUAGUUUACUGAAUGAACAUACGCAACAAGAUGCAGCUGAAUUUCUUAUGUGGCUCCUAACAACAACUCACAACAUCUUAAACAAAAUUCAUCUCAACAAAGUCUAUGGGGAAAGCAAGAUGAAUUCAAGACCAGUAAACCAGAAUGAUUCUUAUACUGAAUUAAAUGUGGAAAAUAUUCAAAAGUUAAAAGUUGCCUACAAAGAAAAGAUUGACAAGCUAAAUAGCUUUGAUAACGAAGCUUAUGCAGAGUUGGCUCAGCAUUUAUCUGAUCUAGAUUGGUACGCUUACAAAAAUGAAAAUUCUUCCAUCAUAGACAACCUUUUCACUGGUCAGUUACUAGAAGCAUAUAAUUGUAGCCGGAAAGGACAUCUAUCAAUUCAGCCACAGACAUUCGCUGUUUUACCAAUCCCACUUGGAGAAUCAUUAUCAGAAUCUAAUAUAUAUCUUGAAGAUUGCUUCACCAUCUUUAGUAGUGUAGAACAACUUCCUGGUCAAGUGUGUUCUCGGUGUACUAAAGUUAAUCCUGUUGACCAUUCAGCUCCUUCUGUAAUGUCUCCUCUAUCAUACAUCCCUCCUUGUGUAAACAUCCAGACACUUCCUGCAUUUCACAUGGCUCCAUAUAUGUCUCCCAUUGUCAGCAACAAAACAGACGACACCUUGACACCUCAUAGUAUUCGGACUUCAACUCCACGUUUCUAUGCAGGGGCAUGUGAUGGAAUGAUACGAGAAAAACAGACCAUCGAUCGACGUUGUCUUCUUCACCAACUUCCAGAAUGCCUUAUUAUUCAGCUAUUGCGCUUCACAUUUGACUCAAAGACUAAAAAUGCUAAAAAGAUAACAACCCCUGUUAAUAUUACUCUUUUGGGUUUGGACUUGAAAGACAUAGUGUUCAACUUAAAAUCAACUAGUAAGAGUAGCUGCAAUACACUAGAUCCUACUUACAAAUACAAUUUGUAUGCUAUGUGUGUUCAUUUAAGCUCUUGUGGCACUAGCAGUGGUCACUACAUUUGCUAUUGUCUGGACAGUAAUGGAAAGUGGUAUAAAUUUGAUGAUGACAAUGUAACUGAAGUCGAUAUGCAGUAUGAGUUGUCAACUCGGACACUUAAUGAGAAUGCAUAUCUAUUAUUUUAUAAGAAAGCCAGCUGAAUGAAAGAUUUUGCAAGGUUUUAUUUGCUUUUAUCUUGGUUUAUUGUUCCUUGAAAUGAGUGUACAGUUGAUUUUAUGAAGUGUUCCCAUUUCAAAUCUGAAAAGAGAAAUCUGUGUCUCCUUAUUUCAUUCUAUUUUUGUGCAGUUGUGUUUUUCAUACCAUGAUAUCUGAACAUUUUAAAAUUUUUUUAUUAGCUCCAUAAUUUUCAAAUAUCUUGAUAUUUUGAUGCAAAGAAGGAAGAAAGGAAAAAAAAAAGAGAGUAAAGGUAAAACUAUAAAAGUAGUUAAGCUUUCUAUUUCUAAAAUAAAACAAGGGAAUACUAUUGCCUCCUAUUAUUUACAAAUAUUAACUGGAUUGUUUAAAAAAGAUUCUGGGUAUUAUUUAUCUUUCAGAAAUAUUGGGGAAAUUAACAGGAUUUCAGUGAUUUCUUGGUAAUUAUAGAGGAAUAUAUAAAGCCUUAAUUCAUACUAUAAAAUGUGUAUGUGCUUUUCCUGUUCUGAGGAAGAUUAAAGAUUACAGAAAUCUAAUGGGUGUUUGAAUAGGAAAAUGUGGAGAUAGGCUGUUUAGCAAAGAAAUAGGGAACUGUCCAGUUUUUAAUCUAAGUUUUUUGCGAAUUUUAAUCAAGAAUAAAGUUUUAGAGUGUAAGGGUUUAGGAACAAGAUCCUGUUUAUCAUGUUUUAUUGAUGUUUAAAUCAUAUCAAGGUAUAAAAAUUGCCCACAAAGAUAUAUUUCCAUGGUCAUUUCAAUUUUAGUUUAAAUAACUAAACAAAGAGUAUUGGUUACCUUUCGUAUUGAAAAGAGAUAUUUUUUUUUUAGUUUUAAAAACAAUAGUAUUUUUAACUGUUAUGCUAAUAACAAACUGAUAUAAAUGUAAUUAUUUUGGAGAAAAUAAUUAGAUGUAAAAUUUCAUAUAGAAACUCUUCUAAUUUUCAUGAAACUAUUUGGUUAUUAUUAUUAUAGAAAAGUUGUGUGAAUUUAGAAUUAUCUUUUAAAGUGAAACAGAGCCAUACAUAGACAUGAAGUUAGAGAAAAGUCAAGAAUCUUCUGAAGAAAAUGUAUUCAAAAGGAGCAGCUUUUCACAUGGUCAGCUCUAUUUGGCCAAUGAAAUGCAGUGGACAAUAAUUUCUUAAAUUGGAACUAAAUUACAAAUUUCAAGGGGAACAAUAUAAUCAUUCCUGCUAUUAAUUUAUUGACCUGAGAAGGAUGCAAUUUUUGUUGUAAAAUACAACAAUUCCACAGUACAAGAAACAAAAUAAAAAUGUUUUAAGCCAUUUAGACUGUCAGUUGACCAUUUUACCAUCUUG
Molecule: messenger RNA, 3852 nt
Organism: Octopus bimaculoides (California two-spot octopus)
Lineage: Eukaryota; Metazoa; Mollusca; Cephalopoda; Octopoda; Octopodidae
Biological process (GO): protein deubiquitination
Cellular component (GO): nucleus; cytosol
Molecular function (GO): cysteine-type deubiquitinase activity
Source: RefSeq, a predicted model, not a curated record